CCACUACAAUCCUCGCUACAAUCUUGUUCCCCUUUCGCUGCAAAUCCUGCCCACAAUGAAUCAAAUACACAUCGAGAAACUACACAAUCUGGUGGCGGUCUCGCCCCAGCUACAUAGCCCGCGGCCAAUGUCGCCCGCGCUCCCCUCGCCCUUGCAAAACGCCCGCCAUGCGACACCUACGCUUGACGACGUGCUCCAGCAGCAGUUCGAGAGCACGUUUGUGCCGCCACCAUACAACAUGGCCACCUUUGCGGAGUUUCUCGCGCGCACCCACCAGCUCGAGAACUUGGAGUUUGUGCUUGAGACGAUCAAGUAUGUGAAUGUAACCGAGACAGGGGUGAAGGUGGAUGCAUGGAUGCACUUGUACCGCAACUUUCUCGCGGAGGACUCGGUCAAAGAGGUGAACCUCCCGCACGCGGUUAAGGAUAAGCUUCUGCGCUACAAUGGGCACAUACAGAGCGCGGAGUACGGGCUUUGCGACGAUGCGGUGAUUGUGGACGCGCACAAGAUCGUCAAGGUGCUCUUGGCAGAUGCGUACGUUGAGUUUGCGCAGACCGUGCGACGCUCGCAGCUGAUCCUGGGCGUCAGGCCCGUGGCUGGCGACUAUCAGUUUGGGCAGGCUACCAAACCCAGACGUGCGUCCGAGUACGAGUCACCGCUCCAGGAAGCGCCACACCGGGCCAUUACUCUGCCCCUUUCGCCUGCCCACCCGACCUCUAACCCACUCUCUGUCCAGAUCGACGAGGAGGCGGUCAUCGACGAGGAGGACUACUUCAAGCAGCCGUCACGUAACGGGUCCAACAGUAGCGGCCGUACGUUAGUCUCGGAAGCCGAGUCUCGCGAUAGCCGCCAGAGCUCCGUCGAGCGUGAUGUACGCAAGAGUAAUACCCGCAAGAACUCAAAUGACAUGCUCUGGGGGAUGAAGAAGGUCGGACGCAAGUUGAUAUACUCAAAGUGGCGCCGCACCAGUAGCACCUCCUCCGCCUCUGGCGUGGAUCUGAAGACCCCGCCACCUAACUAAUGAUAGAUUUUUAAUGAAUAAUGAACCGGAA
Messenger RNA from Babjeviella inositovora NRRL Y-12698, 1052 nucleotides. Its product is annotated as regulator of G-protein signaling domain-containing protein. The record is from RefSeq and is a predicted model, not a curated record. The transcript has a single exon. Lineage: Eukaryota; Fungi; Ascomycota; Pichiomycetes; Serinales. The coding region runs from base 128 to 1021 and encodes 297 amino acids.